Myxocyprinus asiaticus (Chinese sucker) is the source of this 1906-nucleotide messenger RNA. Its product is annotated as sperm-associated antigen 1A-like. Gene Ontology annotation, molecular function: protein binding. NCBI's taxonomy places the organism in Eukaryota, Metazoa, Chordata, Actinopteri, Cypriniformes, Catostomidae. Gene Ontology annotation, biological process: axonemal dynein complex assembly. The record is from RefSeq and is a predicted model, not a curated record. The transcript has 8 exons. Bases 95 to 1231 code for a protein of 378 amino acids. Gene Ontology annotation, cellular component: cytosol.
CAGUUUGCGCAGGGACCAGGAAGAGAGCUAGUGUGUAUGAUUGUGUACGUGAGGACGAGUGCUCGGUGUACUGUGGCAGGGACUGAGGGCAGCUAUGGGGAAUUCACAGAAGAAGGCCCCUGGUCAUGGAGAGGGAGGGGGCCCACACUCUCAGCCUGGGACCCCAGGACACAGAAGGAGUCAAGGAAACAACACGGCCAACUCAAAGGCUCAGGAAGUCCAGGGGAAAAAGCCGGCAGUGAAUGGCACCCUUCCAACCGACAAGAGCGAGGAUGAGCACUGUAAUCUGGACGCACCAUGUGGUGCCCUUCCUCCUCCACUAGCCCGGCUCAAGAAUGAGGGCAAUAUGUUGUUCAAGAAUGGACAGUUUGGGGACGCACUGGAGAAAUACACACAAGCCAUCGAUGGAUGUUUAGAAGCUGGUAUUGACAGCCCAGAGGAUGUAUGUAUUCUCUACUCAAACAGAGCUGCGUGCUUUCUCAAAGAUGGAAACAGUGGAGACUGCAUUCAGGACUGCACCAGGGCUCUUGAGCUCCACCCCUUCUCCCUGAAGCCCCUCCUCCGACGAGCUAUGGCGUAUGAGACGCUGGAGCGCUACAGCAAGGCCUAUGUGGAUUACAAGACUGUACUGCAGAUAGACAUCAGUGUGCAGGCUGCUCACGACAGUGUACGCAGAAUCACUAAACUGCUGAUAGAACAGGACGGUCCUGACUGGCGGGAGAAACUUCCAGAGAUUCCAUUGGUUCCUCUGUCUGCCCAGCGGCACCGUAGAGAUGAACCCAGUGCAGAGGUUCUGCAGGCCCGCGCAGCCAGAGCUGAACAGGAAAAGGCCAGAAAAGCAGAGGUUCAAUUCAAUGUGCUGAAGCAAGAAGGAAACGAUAUGGUGAAGAACGGCCAGUUUCAAGGUGCUGUGGAGAAAUAUAGCGAGUGUCUGGCCAUCAAACCCGGUGAAUGUGCCAUCUACACCAACAGAGCGCUGUGCUAUCUUAAACUGGAAUGUUUCAAAGAGGCCAAACAGGACUGUGACUCAGCACUUCAGAUGGAGCCAAACAACAAGAAAGCGUUUUUCAGACGAGCACUGGCACACAAAGGCUUGAAGGACUACCUGUCAGCCAGCACUGAUUUACAGGAAGUACUGCAGUUGGAUCCAAACGUGCAGGAAGCGGAGCAAGAGCUGGAGAUGGUGACUAACCUGUUUCGAGAAAGUCUGUUGGCCAAUGCUCAAGGCUGACAAUGAAGCAGUAAAUUAUUCAAUGAACUGAGAGCUCCAGGAAGAGCAGACUCUCCCUCAUUAAAGCGUGAACAGUGGAUCCAAUGAGCCUGUGAAAUCCUGCUGCAGUCCUGGAAGACAGAGCCCUCACAAUCCUGUCAGGAGACUCCAUUCAUCUUUCUGCAAACUGUCAUGCAAUGCAGCCAACACUUCCCUUCCAGCAAAACCCAUCUUACAUCUACUAGGAUCAUUGUUUCUGAUGCAAUGCUGACAAUGAAAUGCAUGCAAACGGUUUUUUCUCUCGCUUCAGUAGGCACGUGUGGGCAUGGCACAGCUGGGAAGGUUAUUGACAAACUGGAAUCCUGGAUUAUGAUGAGAGAAUGUGCCUUUUAUAUGAAGCUGUGGCUCACAAAGUGAUUUAACACUCUUGGACGAAGAUUUAUUUGCUACAUUUAAAAAGUUUGAUUUCUCAAGAUUUAAUAUAUUUUUAAUAGCUGUUCCAUUGUUCUGUGUAAUAUAAACAUAUACGUAGCUCACUGUAGUUUCUUUUUUGGCUUCUUUCAGCCUUCGACCCAACCAAUAUGCGACAUGGUGUGAAUGUACACUAAAAUUCAAUUUUUGGGGAUGUCAGCAAAUGUAAUAUAUUUCAGAUGAACAACUUCACAAGAGCUUAAUAAAUGGCUUUAUAAACUUCAA